This is a messenger RNA of Hirundo rustica (Barn swallow), 2926 nucleotides long. RefSeq names its product MTSS I-BAR domain containing 2 (gene MTSS2). Gene Ontology annotation, molecular function: phospholipid binding; actin binding. The coding region runs from base 47 to 2272 and encodes 741 amino acids. Gene Ontology annotation, biological process: cell projection assembly; plasma membrane organization. The record is from RefSeq and is a predicted model, not a curated record. Lineage: Eukaryota; Metazoa; Chordata; Aves; Passeriformes; Hirundinidae. Gene Ontology annotation, cellular component: cytoplasmic side of plasma membrane; actin cytoskeleton. The transcript has 14 exons.
GCCUCCCCCGGCGGCGCCGCCCGCCCCGGGCUGCCGCAGCGCCGCGAUGGAGACGGCGGAGAAGGAGUGCGGAGCCCUCGGCGGCCUCUUCCAAGCCAUCAUCAACGACAUGAAGAGCUCCUACCCCAUAUGGGAGGAUUUCAACUCGAAGGCCACCAAGCUGCACUCCCAGCUCAGGACCACGGUGCUGGCCGCAGUUGCCUUCCUGGAUGCCUUCCAGAAAGUGGCUGACAUGGCCACCAACACCCGAGGUGCCACGAGGGACAUCGGCUCGGCGCUGACCCGCAUGUGCAUGCGGCACCGCAGCAUCGAGGCCAAGCUCCGCCAGUUCACCAACGCCCUCAUGGAGAGCCUGAUAAACCCUUUGCAGGACAGGAUUGAGGACUGGAAGAAAACUGCCAACCAGCUGGACAAGGACCAUGCGAAAGAGUACAAGCGAGCACGCCACGAGAUCAAGAAAAAGUCCUCUGACACCCUCAAGCUCCAGAAAAAGGCUCGCAAAGGGAAGGGGGACCUGCAGCCCCAGCUGGACAACGCGCUGCAGGACGUCAAUGACAUGUACCUGCUGCUGGAGGAGACGGAGAAGCAGGCGGUCCGCAAAGCCCUCAUCGAGGAGCGGGGCCGCUUCUGCACCUUCAUCACCUUCCUGCAGCCCGUGGUGAACGGGGAGCUGACCAUGCUGGGUGAGAUCACCCACCUGCAGGGCAUCAUCGAGGACCUGGUGGUGCUCACCGCUGAGCCCCACAAGUUGCCCCCCGCCAGUGAGCAGGUGAUCAAGGACCUGAAGGGCUCUGACUACAGCUGGUCCUACCAGACGCCCCCGUCGUCACCCAGCAGCUCCAGCUCCCGCAAGUCCAGCAUGUGCAGCAGCGUUAGCAGUGCCAAGGGUGGCAUGGCGUGGCCCGGCGGGGCUCAGACCUGCUCACCCAGUUCCACCUAUCGCUACCGCAGCCUGGCGCAGCCCCCCGCCGCCGCCACCCGCCUCUCCAGCGUCUCCUCCCACGACUCCGGCUUCAUCUCCCAGGACGCCGCUUAUUCCAAACCGCCUUCCCCCAUGCCCUCGGACAUCACCAGCCAGCAGAAGUCCUCCAGCUCGGCGUCCUCAGAGGCAUCCGAAACCUGCCAGUCAGUUAGCGAGUGCAGCUCCCCCACCUCGGACUGGUCCAAGGCCAGCCCCUAUGACCAGCCGGUGGUCCCUACCCUGCAGCGGCGCAAGGACCGCGUGGAGCACCUGCGGGAAGCCGAGAUGGGCUCUCCCGCUGGGGGAUACCCAGGCGUCGGCGCCGAGGAGGCUCCCAGGCCCCGGAUGUCGCCGGCUACAAUUGCCGCCAAGCAUGGGGAGGAGGUGUCCCCUGCCGCCAGCGACCUGGCCAUGGUCUUGACCCGUGGGCUGAGCUUGGAGCACCAGAAGAGCAGCCGGGACUCGCUGCAGUACUCCAGUGGCUACAGCACGCAGACCACCACCCCCUCCUGCUCUGAGGACACCAUCCCUUCCCAAGGCUCCGACUACGACUGCUACUCGGUGAACGGUGACGUGGAGUGUGACCCCCAGAGCGAUUUCGACAAGUCUUCCACCAUCCCACGCAACAGCAACAUCGCCCAGAACUACCGGCGGAUGAUCCAGACCAAGCGUCCCGCCUCCACCGCCGGGCUGCCCACGGGCACCAACCUCCCGGCCGGCACCACCCCGGGGGUGGCCACCAUCCGCCGCACGCCCUCCACCAAGCCCUCGGUCCGCCGUACGCUCUCCAACGCUGGCCCCAUCCCCAUCCGACCCCCCAUCGUCCCCGUGAAGACCCCCACAGUGCCCGACUCCCCCGGCUACGCCGGCCCUACGCGGGUGGGCAGCGAAGAGUGCGUCUUCUACGCCGACGACGCCUCCCCGAACCCCCUGGAUUUUGCCAAAGCUUCGCCCAAGCGGCUGAGCCUUCCCAACACUGCCUGGGGUGGCGGUGCCAUGGAGAUCUCUGUCUACCCUGGGGCCAGCCAGCACCUCUCCGCCGAGGAAGAGGAGGACCAACAGUUGGCUGCCAACCGGCAUAGUUUGGUGGAGAAGAUUGGGGAGCUGGUGGCCGGCGCCCACGCCCUGGGGGAAGGCCAGUUCCCCUUCCCCACCGCCCUCGUGGGCUCCGGCCCCGGCGAGGAGACGCCCGCGCCGCCCCCGGCCGCCUCCAUGGACCCCCCGGCCGAAGACAUGCUGGUGGCCAUCCGGCGUGGGGUGCGCCUGCGCAGGACCGUCACCAAUGACAGGUCGGCCCCGCGGAUAUCGUGAUGACGCCCGGCCAGCGGGGACGUGCCCGCCCUGGCCGAUGGACCCCCAGGGCAACAGCUGCCCCUCCCUGGGAGCCCCCACCCGCCGGCACCCGCUGCCCUGCCCCUCCCUGGUGCCCUCUGUUUCCUGCCCCUCUGGCUCCUCCUGCCCUGCCCUCUCCCUACAUCCCUCCUUCACUUGCCCUCUUUCUGCUCUUUUUCUCGCUUUCUCCUUUUUCCUAUUUUUUCUGCUUUUUUCCUUUGUUCUUUUAUGUCGCUUUUCCUUUUCUUAUUUUCUUCAUUCUCCCAUUUUUCUUCUCUUCCUCCUUUUCUUUCCCUUUCUUUUUAACUCUUUUCCUUUCUUUUUCUCCUCCCUUCUAUUUUCCUCUUUUUUUUCCUUUCCUUUUUUUUCAGCUCUUUCCCUUUGUUUCUCUUUUCCUUUUCCCCUCUCGCUUUCCCUCUCUCUGUUUUCUUUCCCCCGGGGCAGGCAGGUGGCCCCAGCCGCAGCAGGAGAGGACGGUGCCAGCAGGGCUGUGGCAGCCACGGAGCACCGGGAGCACCAGGAGUGGGGGCCCCUGGUCCCAGUCCCCCCAGCUGCCUGCUUGGGGCCGGCACAGCUCAGCCUCAUUCCGGGGAGCAGAAGAAAUGGGCUGGAGGUGCAGGGGGGGGAAGAAGA